Messenger RNA from Auxenochlorella protothecoides, 204 nucleotides. RefSeq lists its product as hypothetical. Lineage: Eukaryota; Viridiplantae; Chlorophyta; Trebouxiophyceae; Chlorellales; Chlorellaceae. The coding region runs from base 1 to 204 and encodes 67 amino acids. The record is from RefSeq and is a predicted model, not a curated record. The transcript has 2 exons.
AUGAACUUGUUGGCCGACUGCGUUCUGUGGCACAUUAUGGCAGGCAAAACUUGUCACCCAGGAGGAUGGAGUUCCUUCCCCCUACCCAGCUCGCAUCCCCUCCAUCACCAGAGGGAAUCGACAGAGAUACCGCGCCUGCAUCGACAUCGAGCCCAACCAACCCGCCACCAGUACUGUCGCCGCCGUCGCAACAAAUGGAGCUGA